Messenger RNA from Scheffersomyces coipomensis, 2088 nucleotides. RefSeq names its product mismatch repair protein (gene MLH3). The record is from RefSeq and is a predicted model, not a curated record. The transcript has a single exon. NCBI's taxonomy places the organism in Eukaryota, Fungi, Ascomycota, Pichiomycetes, Serinales, Debaryomycetaceae. Gene Ontology annotation, cellular component: mismatch repair complex. Gene Ontology annotation, molecular function: ATP-dependent DNA damage sensor activity; ATP binding; ATP hydrolysis activity. Gene Ontology annotation, biological process: mismatch repair. The coding region runs from base 1 to 2088 and encodes 695 amino acids.
AUGUACUCAGACGGACGUAAGAUAACUAAACUUGAUGAAGAUAUACUUCAAAAGUUGCAAUCACAAGUCACCAUAGAUUCAUUCGGCACUGCUAUAAAGGAGUUGGUACAAAAUAGCAUCGAUGCUGAAGCAAAGAAGAUAAUUGUCAAGGUUGAUGUCACUAGUUUAAGUGCCAUGGUUUGCGAUGAUGGAUUUGGAAUGAUUCCUGAAAACUUGGAAAAGAUAGGUGAAAGGUUUUAUACAUCCAAGUUAAGCUCGUCUCAAGACCUAAAGAGUAUUUCAACAUUUGGAUUCAGAGGAGAAGCAUUACACUCAUUGAAUACUAUUUCAAAGUUACAUGUCAUAUCCAAGCACAAAUCUUAUAAUUCUUCUUAUAAGUUACAUAACAACGGAUUAAGAAAGCAAAGUAUGAUAUUUGAUUUUGAUAAAUUACCCACUGAUAAUGGUUUUCUUCCUGACACCAUCAAAACUGAAGGUACAAUUAUAUCAUUCUCAAAUCUAUUCCACAAUGUGCCGAUUAGAAGAGAUCAUAUACUAAGACUACCUAACUACAAGUUAGUUGAUGAGGUAAGAGGUGGUAUUUUUGAAUCGCUCGUUAAGAGUCCUUCAGUGCAUAUUGUGGUGUAUCAAGUUAAUCAUUUAUCAAAAGAGCUAGCAAAGCUUUUUGAGGUUAAUGACCCAAAAGAUAAAUAUGCUGGGCUGUUUAAAAGUGUAUACGGUGAUAACUUACUUCUUCACUACGAAACUAUUCAUGCAUCGUUUAGAGGUUUUAAGAUUUCUGGAUUUAUAGGGAACCCACAAUCGAAAAAAUUUCAAUUUAUUUUCAUUAAUGGACGAUCAUUCAACAUACCAGCAGAAGAUUUGAAAGAUUUAAAUAAAAUAUUCAGAAAGCUUGAUAAUGUGGAAGACUCGCCAAGAAAGUCAACUACUGUUGGUACUCCUUUUUAUCAGUUUCAAACGUUUGUGAUUAAUGUUAAAUGCCAAUCUUCUACUGAAGAAUUGCUUCAGGAUCCAACAAAAACCAUAUACAAUAGCAAGAAUUGGGAAAUAAUUUUCAAAUUAUUGAAAAAGAUGUUUGUUAGUUACGUUGAAUCUCGUGGCCUUCAAAUGAAUCUUCCCCAUAUCAAUAUGGAUAAAACUCCAAGUCCUAAAAAGCAACGUACAGUAGAAAGUCCUUAUAGUCCUUCAUUGGCAAGGUUUGCUCUAAAUACUCAUCUGAAGGUUGGCUACUUAAGGGAAUCAGAAGUCAAAGGCAUUGUCCAAGGGUCAGAUCAAAACUCAGUUUCACCAACCAAAGCUUCCAGAUUAAAGAAAUUUCCAAUUCUAGAAAAUGGAGGAUUGAUAGCACGAGCCUGCAAAUCUAAUGAUGUAAGUGAUGCGGAUAUAUAUAAGCCAAAGUCUGAGAUAGCUGAGUUAUCAAUAUCAAAACAAGAUUUCAAGGUGGGUAAUUAUCGAGUUAUUCGACAAAUUGAUAAGAAAUUCAUCUUGCUACAGAUGAAUAUUAACAAAACAUCGAACUUAAUUAUUGUUGAUCAACACGCAUGUGAUGAACGGAUUAAUGUUGAAAGAUUAUUACGAGAAUUUGUUGAAACUAUUCUCAAUCAGGAUAUCGACUUGCUGACUGAAUUAUCAAAUCCAAUUAGGCUUAAUAUAAGUCAGCAUGACCACAUAUUGUUUGACCAAUAUCGUGAAAAUUUCAAGCUCUAUGGUAUAAAAUAUGCUGAGGAUAAGGAUUCUUUUUGCAUUACUCAUUUGCCGCCUAUAUUGAUAGAAAAGGUUAAGGAUGAUACUAAAUUUCUAGAAUCAUGUUUGCUUCAACAUAUAUAUGAUUUAAAUAACAACAUAAAGUCAGCCAAACUCAAUGAUGACUGCUUUAUAAACAUAUCAAAUUUGCCAAGGAUCAUAAUAGAAAUCAUAAAUUCAAAAAGUUGCCGUUCAUCAAUUAUGUUUGGUGAUGUGUUAAGUAUAGAACAAAUGGAGAAGAUGAUUCAAGACUUAAGUAAUUGUAGGUUGCCAUUCCAGUGUGCUCAUGGUCGUCCGUCAAUUGUACCAUUGAUUAAUUUAUCUGAUUCAUUUAUAGAGAAGUAA